AUGACCAGUGGCACUGAGGGCAUCCUCAGCAAGUUUGCUGACAACAUCCAGCUGUGUGGUGAUGAAGACUUUUUUAAAAUUAAAAAACCAUCCUUCAAUGAAGUCAUCUUUAGAAGUCAGAAGAAGGAAAGCCUACUGCCUGCGCAGACAGAGACUGAAGAAAGCAAAAGAAUCUGUCAGUUGGAGCCUGGAACUGGCAACAGCGAAGGCACUCGUGAAGAAGAGGAAGAGGAGAGCGCACAUUCUUCUUCACUGAGUGAGGACUACAACAGUUCAAACUCUGAAAAUGAAUCCAAGUCUCCACAGAGGUGGAAGGAUUUAUCACCAAAUCAUACCCCCAGUGCAGCUUGUGUUGAGGCUGCUCGGAGGAAACGUCACUUGGCCAGGACACAGGCUGAUUAUCUUCCACUGGAU
Chaetura pelagica (chimney swift) is the source of this 414-nucleotide messenger RNA. It is a transcript of the gene GCFC2, whose product is annotated as GC-rich sequence DNA-binding factor 2. Gene Ontology annotation, biological process: mRNA splicing, via spliceosome. Gene Ontology annotation, cellular component: nucleus. Gene Ontology annotation, molecular function: DNA binding. The transcript has 4 exons. NCBI's taxonomy places the organism in Eukaryota, Metazoa, Chordata, Aves, Apodiformes, Apodidae. The annotation marks the transcript as partial. The record is from RefSeq and is a predicted model, not a curated record.